Styela clava is the source of this 1614-nucleotide messenger RNA. Its product is annotated as cytochrome P450 2J6-like. Gene Ontology annotation, biological process: xenobiotic metabolic process. Gene Ontology annotation, molecular function: heme binding; oxidoreductase activity, acting on paired donors, with incorporation or reduction of molecular oxygen, reduced flavin or flavoprotein as one donor, and incorporation of one atom of oxygen; steroid hydroxylase activity. NCBI's taxonomy places the organism in Eukaryota, Metazoa, Chordata, Ascidiacea, Stolidobranchia, Styelidae. The record is from RefSeq and is a predicted model, not a curated record. Gene Ontology annotation, cellular component: intracellular membrane-bounded organelle; cytoplasm.
UUAACAUGGAUUUGAGUUUUGUUAUAAUAUACUGUACGGUGUUCUUGGUAUUGUUUUGGUGGUACCGAAGACCAAAAAGAGCCCCACCUGGUCCAAGAGGGAUUCCCAUAUUUGGAGCAAUCCCUCUAAUGACAAUGAGGCCCGAUAAAAAGUUCUGUGAAUGGAGCAAAAUGUAUGGACCUGUUAUGUCAGUUAGAGUUGGCCGCAGUGACUGGGUGGUCUUGAGUAAUUUUGAUGUCAUUACUGACGCCCUGGUCAAGCAAGGUCAAAAAUUUAUUGGAAGACCCUGGAGUAUGAGUAAGUCUGAACUAGCUGGAGAAGGUCAUGGUCUAAUAUUUUCAAACGGAGAAUUGUGGAAAACUCAAAGAAAAUUUGGUUUUGUCACUUUCAGAGAGGUGGGUGUCGGGAAGAAAAAUUUUGAAGACAUCAUCGAAGAAGAAUGCAAUUUUCUCAUACAUGCCCUUCAAAAACAUGAAGGUCAAGCCUUUGACUGUUCCAAUUACAUCAGAGAUGCGUCAGGCAACAUUGUAUGUAACUUAAUAUUUGGUCGUCGAUUUGAUUGGGAUAGUAAGACAUUCAAGGACUUUUUUAAGUAUGACGGGGUGUCAAAUCCCAAGAAGGCAAUACUAUUAAAUAUAGCAUUGGUGAUUCCCUUUCUAAAAUACCUUCCUCCAUUUCGGAGUGUGAUGAAAGAUGCCCAUGAAACGCUCGAAUCUGUCUUCGAUUGCUAUCGCGAGGAAUUCAAGAUGCAUCAGAGAGAUUUGAAUAUAGAAGAACCCAGGGAUUUCAUCGAUGCUUUUCUAGUACAAAAAAUCCGGAAACACGGUUCUCCAUAUUUUACCGAAAAACAGCUCCGUUUUUACAUUCGAGAUUUAUUUGGAGCCGGUACAGACACCACAUCAAAUACUCUUAUGUGGUGUUUACUUGCUUUCUUACACUAUCCGAAUUAUCAGGAUAAAAUAUACUCUGAAAUAUGCGAGGUCGUCGGUGAAGAUGGAUUUCCAUCGAUGUCCGAUCGAGGCUCUAUGCCCUUUACAAUGGCCUACUUGCACGAAAUUUUGCGAUGUUGCAGUGUUGCGCCACUAUCUGUGCCCCGCAGGACGACAUGUGAUGUUGAAAUCAAUGGCUACGUUAUCCCAAAAGAUUCUCAAGUUAUCACCAAUUAUUGGUGCGUUCACAAUAAUCCGGACGUAUUUGUUCAGCCACAUGAAUUUAAACCAGAAAGAUUCAUAAGUCCAGAAGGGAAGUUCAUCGCUUCAAAGCAUGUUAUGCCAUUCUCUAUAGGCCCGAGGAACUGCCUUGGAGAACAAGUAGCUAGAAUGGAAUUGUUCCUCUUCGUCGUAUCGAUUAUUAGGUCGUUUGUCAUAAAAGCGGAUCCUGCGUCCGAAUUGCCAAAACUUGAUGACGGGAAUCUCGGCACCACGUACUCGACUCGACCUUUCAAAAUGAUAUUUGUCUCACGCAAUUGUUCUACUAUGAAAUAAUGUAAUGAAUAAUUUCACAGUUGUAUUGAGAAUAUAUUUUACUUUGUUUAUGAUGAUGAACUAUUUGUUUAUAAUUGACUACAUACAUUUAGUUUGUGCUUUCAAUUUCAUUUUAGCUGCUGGUCGACCU